AGGAGUUCCGGGAAACAGGCGGCCUCCGCUUUCUGGUAUCCUGAGCUGGCGAGUUGAGUGCUUGUGUUUCGCGCUGGAGUAUCUGCGCCGCCGCCGGGAAUCAUGGUGUUCUACUUUACCAGCAACAGCGUUAACUCAUCUGCUUACACUAUUUACAUGGGAAAGGAUAAAUAUGAAAAUGAAGAUCUAAUAAAGCAUGGCUGGCCUGAAGAUAUUUGGUUUCAUGUGGACAAACUCUCUUCGGCUCAUGUAUACCUUCGAUUACAUAAGCGGACAAUUCCGGACCUUCUGUCUUUUCCUGUGGAGAUCAUGUGUGGUUCCUUCUCACACUCCCUCACCGAGGGUGGAUAUUCCCAGUUAUCAGGGGCUUCUUUGGGACAUUUAAAACAGCAUUAGAAUAGUAAGGGGAAAAGAAGCAACGUUUCCUAGUAACAUAAAAGCACUGGUUUUCUUUUUUUUUUUUGAGGUAGUGGAGGUGUUCUGUGGAGCAGAAGACUUUACUUAUUUUUUAUUUGUUUUAAAGAUUUUAUUUAUUUAUUUGUCAGAG
Messenger RNA from Leptonychotes weddellii (Weddell seal), 547 nucleotides. Lineage: Eukaryota; Metazoa; Chordata; Mammalia; Carnivora; Phocidae. The record is from RefSeq and is a predicted model, not a curated record.